Molecule: messenger RNA, 1428 nt
Organism: Solanum pennellii
Lineage: Eukaryota; Viridiplantae; Streptophyta; Magnoliopsida; Solanales; Solanaceae
Product: probable E3 ubiquitin-protein ligase RHC1A
Exons: 2
Coding region: 213-1169 (318 amino acids)
Biological process (GO): protein ubiquitination
Cellular component (GO): cytoplasm
Molecular function (GO): ubiquitin protein ligase activity
Source: RefSeq, a predicted model, not a curated record
UUUGAAAUAUAAUUAUAGAAGUGCACCACAGGCGCAUUUUAGUACAUGUCACUGUAGAAAAACACAUAUAAUUCCCUUUUUGUCUCCUUUCUUUCUCUUAGGGUUCAUUCAGUUCCUCUCUCACUCCACACUGUCUACAAACCAUCAUCUUCUUGGAUGGUCUGCAGCUUGGUCUAAAAUUUAGGAUUUGUUCAAGGAAGUACUUAUAAGAGAUGUCGAGUGGGAGCUAUACACACUGGUGCCACAGAUGCAGGCAGCCAAUUCGGCCUCGAGGAACUACUUGUCUUUGUCCAAAUUGUGGCGGAGGUUUCGUUGAAGAGCUCGAUGACAUGGUAGGUACUAGAUCUAAUAUUGAGGCUGAUCCUCAUUUUGGAUUGAUGGAUCCUUUCCCGGACCCAAGAUUUGGUAUAAUGGAUGCCCUUGCUGCAUUCAUGAGGCAGAGAAUGGCAGGAAGAAACCCAAACUUUGACAUUAGGACAAGAUCUGGUGUUGUUCCUGGAAGUGGGAGGGGUUUUGGUUCUGGUCCAUGGUUGAUAUUUCAUGGCCAAACUCCUGUUAGUAUGACCGAAAAUGAUGCAUUUGAGUACUUUUUCUCCAAUGGAAGCCCAGCAAUGGGGCAUCGGCGACCAAAUUUUGAUGAUUUGAUGGGGCCUGGGCUGCAACAGUUAAUUGAGCAGCUCAGUUUGAAUGAUCGGCAGGGGCCUCCCCCGGCACCUCGUUCUGCAAUAGAUGCUUUGCCUACUGUCAGAAUCACUCAAAGGCACCUCAGCAUUGAUUCUCAGUGCUCAGUUUGUCAAGAUAACUUUGAAUUAGGUUCUGAAGCAAGGCAAAUGCCAUGUAAGCAUCUUUACCAUUCAGAUUGUAUCGUACCAUGGUUGGUUAGGCACAACUCGUGCCCUGUUUGCCGUCUUGAGCUGCCUUCACAAGCUUCUGCGAGUGCCCCAGCCAAUUGGAGUUCCAGAACUGGAAACGUUAGCAAUGGCAGCAACGGUAGUAGCAGGGAGAAUAGCAGUCAGAACCAAGGGAGGAGGAAUCCUUUUUCAUUCUUGUGGCCUUUUCGCUCGUCCAACCAAAACACUAGCAACUACCCUGAGAGGGGAGGAGGAAGUAGCUCAACAUCACCCUAUGAAGAGAACAAUGAAGCAAAUUACCCUGCGUGGCGCUUUUAAUUAUAGAAAUUUUCUUUCCAGCAUCUUGGAUUUUGCCUACUUUCAAGGGGUUAUGUUGAGUGCCAGAUCUUUGAGUUAUCCUAGAUGUAGUGGAAGUGUUUUUUUACAAUAUGUUGUAAUAUGGGAUGGAAGUUGUUCUUCAAAGGUGUAUAGGUGGGAGACAUCUUGAAAUGGUUUAAGGGACUUCUGUAAAUGAUGUUCUCAAAAUGUUAAAUGAUACAUCUGUUCUUGAUAAUAAAUUUGCUUCUAGUUAGAAUUA